GUCAAUCGUCCGAGUUGAGAACCGCAGCGUGCGUGGGAUACCUGAUCAUUUUCAUUGCAACCCUCGCCUCAUCCACACUCUCCGGGAGAGAGCGGUCGAACACAGACGGACAUCUUUCUCAAUUGCCAUUUUACUGGAUUAUAACAACACGAGGAGACGUUAAUAUUUACUUAAGGAGACUGCAUUGGAGGCCUGGAUUACGAUUUUGAAGGGAGCAUAUUUUCGCCAUGGGUACAAAAACACUGCUUUGUGUUUUCAUCAUACUUGUACUAGCAUGUCUCACUGGAGCACAGACCACUACGACUACACCGGGUGUUGAUGCUACAUUAGCGGUAGAUUAUGCUACUACAGCAGAAGCUAAUACAACUACAGCUGCAACAACAGUAGGUGACGCCACAACAGUGAUAACGUCUAGUGAUGCAACUACAGCAACAACAGCAGAUGGUGGACCAACUACAACACCUGCAAGUGGCCCCACCACCACAGCGAUAACAUCUGAUAGUGCACCUGCAGCAACAACAGCGGGUGGCGGUACAACUUCAAUAGCAACAAGUGGUUAUGCAACUGCAGCAACAGCAGGUGGUGAUGCAACCACAGCAGCAGCUGUGAUAACAUCUGAUAGUGCAACUACAGCAACAGUAGGUGGUGAUGCAACUACAGCAGCUGCAGUUGGUGAUGCAACUACAGCAGCGGCAGGUGGUGAUGCAACCACAGCAGCAGCAGGUGAUGAUGCAACUACAGCAGCAGCAGGUGAUGGUGGACCAACUACAACACCUGCAAGUGGCCCCACCACCACAGCGAUAACAUCUGAUAGUGCACCUGCAGCAACAACAGCGGAUGGCGGUACAACUUCAAUAGCAACAAGUGGUUAUGCAACUGCAGCAACAGCAGGUGGUGAUGCAACCACAGCAGCAGCUGUGAUAACAUCUGAUAGUGCAACUACAGCAACAACAGGUGGUGAUGCAACUACAGCAACAGCAGGUGGUGAUGCAACUACAGCAGCAGCAGGUGGUGAUGCAACUACAGCAGCAGCAGCAGGUGGUGAUGCAACCACAGCAGCAGCAGGUGAUGAUGCAACUACAGCAGCAGCAGGUAAUGAUGGGACUACAGCAGCAGCAGGUGGUGAUGCAACCACAGUAGCAGCCGGUGGUGAUGAGACUACAGCAGCAGCAGGUGGUGAUGCAACUACAGCAGCAGCAGGUGAUGAUGGGACUACAGCAGCAGCAGGUGGUGAUGCAACCACAGUAGCAGCAGGUGGUGAUGGAACUACAGCAGAAGCAGGUGGUGAUGCAACCACAUUAGCAGCAGGUGGUGAUGGAACUACAGCAGCAGCAGGUGGUGAUGCAACUACAGCAGCAGCACUUGCUUCAACAGCUGGGGGCACAACGGCAUCACAGACCACAACUGCUGCUCCGCCUCCUAAGACGUUCGAAGGUAACAUGCGGAUAACUGACAUUGACAGUCUACCAGCCAAUUUCACAGACGAGUUGACAAAUAAAUCGUCAGACGCCUUCAAGGAGUUAAGCGAGAAAGUGUGUGCAGCGGUCACAGCUGUAGCAAACGAAUCUUCUAAACUACCGACCGCAGAUGACUGCGAAGUGACGGAGUUCAGGAGCGGCAGUGUGAUAGCAACUUACCGGGUGGUAUUCCCAGCGGAGACUACACUGACAGCGGAUCAGCUGGUGGAACAUAUGGUCACAGCAUUCGCAAACUCAACUAAUCCACUCAUCGCCCAAUUAGGUGUCGACACCUCGUCGUUUACUUUCGAGGAAAUUCUACCACCCACUCAAGCACCAGAUUUGACAACAGUAAUACCAACAGACGGUCAGCCGGUGCCAGUGGGUCUCUCCCCGGGAGCUAUAGCUGGUAUCGUGGUCGGCGCGGUCCUACUCGUACUCAUCGUAAUGGUCAUCAUUGUCUUUGUCGUCAUGAAGAUGAAAGGAAACGGCGCCAAGGUCGCAAGUCAGGACAACAACCCACAACCACCAAGCAACCACGAGUAGCCAACCAUAUCAGACACCGGUGUGCCUUGUGGUUUCUCAUACUUUUCCUCGUGAAAAUAACAUCUUAAUAAAAUCUUAAUUUUUGAUGCACCUGACCCGAUUAAUUGAUGAUCUUCCGAUGCGGUUUUAGUGUCGGAAUGCCAUAAAAUUGAUUACAGAUAUACGGAAUAAUUAUUCAUGAAAAUCCUUUGAAUAAAAACUUUAUCCAAUAAAUGAUGCACAUGCACAUACUAGUUGUAUGGCGUGACCAGUGGUGAUCGUGGUUCACAAAUGCGAAAUAGUAUAUGAGUAGGGUACCCCUUGUUGCUCAUUCAUGACCCGCCCAAUAAUCCAACUGUGAUUGGUGGAUCAAAAUACCCUCUCCAAUUAAGGUAAUUAUGGGCGGUUCCAUAUUUGUAACGUGUUCUCUGAUUGGUUUGUGCAAUUUGUACACAAAUUAUCGACAUCCGAAGUUUGGAACCUGCAUGAUCUUGGACAUCAAAGGCUCUAAGCAUGAAAAAUAGACUGGUGUAAGUGACACAAAUUGAUAAAUGUGACUGCGCAGCCGGUUUAGUCGAAUACAGUUGCUGAUAUGUCUGGGUGUUUUUUAACCACUUUAGAUGGAAGUAAUAAUGAUAGAGCAAUAGGGUUGUAGGGCAAGGUAGAGUUUUUCAAUCAAGGUAUGUUCCAACUUGGGUAUGAAUCAUCAUGACCACGACCGAUCAUUUGAGAGCAGCGGUGCAAAGAGAAAUUUCCUCACAAAUUGUCAAACGUCAGAAGCAAUGCACGAAGCCUGACUACGCAAGUUAAACCCAACCUCGUUUCCAUGGGUACGAUCCUGCUGCGCCAUGUUGGUUCCCAUCAUGCCUUGCGCGUAUGUGAAGGAACGCGCGCUGUUUCAAAGGUAUUUUCCCAUUCUCGUCAAGCCAAUUUGGGACCUGUUUAAAGAUAAUUGACGCCAUUUAUUAAAACAUUAAAAAAAUGAAAGUGUUAAGCAAAGAAAUAUCCUGCCUGAUUGUAUGUAAACAAAACUGGAUCGUAAAUCCUGUUAUAUCGUGGUGUGCCGUCACUUUCGAGAAAAGAGGAAAUGCGCUGUCGACGGAAACAUUUGCUUCGCGUCAAGAAAAAUGAAGAUGCGUUUUCACAGGUUUCUCAAAAAGUAAAUCUACUGAGAUGAAAUCCCGACAGAUUGGUUUAAUAACCGGCUUUCCGAUUUAUUUAUUGUUGUACCUUGAAUCGACAAAAAUACAUUUUUUUGGGGCUGGUGGUGUAUAUUACCUUUAAUGCCCAUCAAAAUUAUAGUGCCUUUUCUUUAAUAUAAAUCAUUAAAAAAAGAAUAACAAAUAUUUAAUUGUUUUUGUACAUUAUAGCUGUGCUUCAGUUUUUAUGAAUAUAGUUACAGUAAUAUGGCUGUUUUUGAGGUUGAAUCAUUUUGUAAAAUAUUAGUGCGAAACAUAACUUAUCGGAAGCAAGUGGCUUGAAGCGUUCAGUUGAGUACACCAUCUAAAACUAAAACUAUAUAGUGAAAUUUCAGAUCUAAAAAAAGAAAAAUAAACUCAAUGUAUAAAACUGUAUACAAAUUAGAAAAACCCACAAGAUUUUAGAAAUGUUAUGAGCUAAUGUGAGUGAAAAGAAUCUUGCAAGAGAGUGUACUUUUUGUGACAAUAUUAACGAGGACUGAAUUAUUUUGUCACGAACGGCACAUCCAUCGCAUACGUAGACAAUCCACUUGCGGCCACUUGCGCUGCUUAACAGUUGGCAGAAAAAGUGUGCUUACUAUACAAAACAAUUAUGCUUAGCAUAAGAGCUCAAUUCAUAGCUUUGAAGUGCUAACGGUCACGCAUGAAUCGAGAUUUCUAUUGUUACCUCACUAAGUUAAGCACAUUUUUUCCUCUAAGGUUAGUGUGCUUUUUGCUGUGCUUAUGCUUAUGGUCUCCGUGAAAUAGACGGAAGGCUCUGUGUGAAAUCAUGCGCUUACCAGCACCUUGACAUUGGACUCUGGUUAAUUAGGAACUAAUUAGAUAAUUAGUGCGCAUAAUGGCUCUACAUUCAGUCCCCAAGGUUAAUGAGUUACUUUGCAAUUACCCUGUGCCGUAUACAACUCUUUGUUUUUGCCCUAAGUGUUUUCCCGUCUGUGCUGCGUAUUAUGUUCCGAAAUUGACCCUUGCUCAAGUGGGCGUGGUUUGUAAAAGAAAUGACGUCGGAAUUUUUAACAGGAUUGAUAUCGCUGUUGCUUGGUGUGGUAUUUUACCCGCAUUAUAGGGAAAUACAUCAUUGUUGGCCAAAAUGAUUUUUUUUUUUUUUUUUUACAAAAAUUGUAGGCCUUUAUAUUUUUGAAUAACCAAUUUUAGAAAUAAGAGGCUACUGAACGUAUUCUGUUAACCCAGUAGAUGACCUGAAAUGUUUCAAUAUAAUUUUCAAACGUUAUACCCUUCGCAAUGGACCAAUCCAGUAAGCUCCGCCCAGUGCGCACGUUGGCAAAUUAACACGUGCUCCUCUCCAAUGCCACGCUGCA
Molecule: messenger RNA, 4497 nt
Organism: Patiria miniata (bat star)
Lineage: Eukaryota; Metazoa; Echinodermata; Asteroidea; Valvatida; Asterinidae
Product: polysialoglycoprotein-like
Exons: 7
Coding region: 228-2003 (591 amino acids)
Source: RefSeq, a predicted model, not a curated record